Molecule: messenger RNA, 2741 nt
Organism: Centropristis striata (black sea bass)
Lineage: Eukaryota; Metazoa; Chordata; Actinopteri; Perciformes; Serranidae
Gene: kcnn4
Product: potassium intermediate/small conductance calcium-activated channel, subfamily N, member 4
Exons: 10
Coding region: 320-1885 (521 amino acids)
Biological process (GO): potassium ion transmembrane transport
Cellular component (GO): neuronal cell body; neuron projection; plasma membrane
Molecular function (GO): calmodulin binding; small conductance calcium-activated potassium channel activity; intermediate conductance calcium-activated potassium channel activity
Source: RefSeq, a predicted model, not a curated record
GAAUAGUCUAAAUUCCCAUCUUGUUUAGUGACCAUAACACGAGCAGCCUACACACAGAGAUAAACACACAUCGCACACAUACAAAGAAUUCAUUUGGGGCAGACUGACGCACACUCUUAAAAUAAUAGCGCAUGCAUAGAGAAGUACAUCCCUCACAGCCGUGUGCAGAUGGCAUCAGUGCGCGUAACCACGCAGCGCCGGCUGGUAGGAGUGUUAAGGUGAGGGUGUGUUGGAGGCCAAGUGGUUUUGCUAAACCCGCUACUUCGAUGAGCGACAAACGAGAGAAGGGCCUGGUACACAGUGCGCCCAUCAUCGGACUAUGCCUUCCCCAGCUCGGGAGGAAAGCAAAGGGGAGAGCGGACCGGCAGAGGACGGAGCGACCGACAGCGAGGACAGGGACAGAGGGACAGGCGGCCGUCUCGUGUGCGCUCUGGAGAUGGAGAUGACGAACCGCAGCCUGCACGGCGACUCCACGGUGGAUUGCGUGAAUUGCGAUGGCUUGAUCAAGCGGAACGGCGGGGACUCGGCUGAAGUGUCCGUGCCGCUGUCACUGCCCGGGAAGCGGACAGCUCACAUGGAGGGAGACGACCUUUACAGACUGCGAGACAGAAAGUUUUUAUUAGAGGAUAAAAAGCGCCUGUGCGCAUUGGCUCUGGGCACAGCUCUGCUCGGGAUCCUGCUCACCAUAAUCCACGCAGAGAUAUGUCCCAUCGUCUACACACCGGGCUCAAACAUCGGCUUGAUCAUCAACUGUUCCAUCAGCCUGUCCACCGGGUGUCUCCUGAUGCUCAUCAUAGCUUUCCAUUAUAAGGACAUCAGGCUGUUUGUGAUUGACCACAACCAGGUGGACUGGCGCAUCGCUAUGACCAGCCACAGGGUCCUUGUGAUCACGCUGGAGCUGCUGGUCUGUGUCAUCCAUCCUGUUGGCACCUACUGGGAGGUGGGCCUGGAUGCAAACUCCUCUUCCUCGGCUCCGCUGUGUGUCAUCGACCACCAGGGCGAGCCUCUGAUGGACAUGGAGCUGCUGUUGUCCGUGCUGAUGUUCCUCCGCUUGUACUUGGUGCACAGAGCAAUCCUGCUGCACAGCAAAGUGCUGCUGAGCGCCUCCUACAGGAGCAUCGGCUCGCUCAACAACAUCAACUUCACCUUCCGCUUCGUCCUGAAGAUACUGAUGAACAAAUACCCGGCGCGCACACUGCUCGUCUUCAUCCUCUUCUUCUGGCUCACUGCGUCCUGGAUGCUUACUCUGUGUGAGAGACAUACCAAAGCAUCAACAGGCCACAUGGACACUGCUAUGUGGCUCAUAGCCAUCACCUUCCUCACAGUGGGCUAUGGGGAUGUGGCGCCCAAGACCAGCUGUGGCAGGGCAGUGUGUCUCUUCACUGGAGUUAUGCCGAAAAGGGGAAAACAGGGUGUAGCCUGCACGGCCAUGCUGGUUGCAGUCGUUACCAAGAUGCUGGCGCUGAACAAAGGAGAGAAACAUGUGCACUUCUUCAUGCUCGACAUCCAGAUCUCUAAGCGGAUCCGCCACGCUGCUGCUAAUGUGCUUAGAGAAUGCUGGCUUCUGCACCGCGCUAACCUGACAAAGAGCAACCGCGGUGAGCACCGAAGACACCAGAGAUGCCUUCUGGAAGCCAUCAGAGUAUUUCGGCAUUUACGCCUCAAACAAAAGAAACUGAGAGAUUACGUCAGUGAGAUGGUGGACCUCCCGAAGAUGCAGAUGAUCAUGUGCGACCUCAGUGCCAAUUGGAACAACUCCUAUCGGGAGCUGGAGCAGCGGAUCCUCUCCAUGGAGCAGAAGCUGGACGAGCUGAGUCGCUGCUUCCAACAAACCUCGGAGAUGCUGUCUCAGGUCCUGCGUCACCGCAACCCCGAGAUCAGGUGACAUGGCCACAUAUGCUCGUUACGGAGACAGAUAGUGUUUGUCAGUGUUUUCAUCUACAGUAUCCAUGAAAGUGAGACGGUAAAUCCUCUCCACCCGGAGCUGCUCCAGACUCUAAACAUGCUGAACCACUUGGAGGACUGGCAUACCUACUAAAGAUCUCAUCUUCUGGCCCUGUGCUGAGUGCACUGCACAAUGACUCAUAGCUGUAAAAUUAUACAGAUAAAAUAAGAUUUCCAUCCACUGUGGGAGAAAAAUAACAGCGCAUUUUGAGAAAUCUGUUGUGUUCUCGACAGUUAUACAUUUGUGACGGUGCACAAAGAACAGAAAUAAUCUCAAACAAAGACUGUUCGGAGCCUUGUAAUGUACCAGAGCUUUCUCUCUCGACUGCGAUUUGUAAAGUUUCACUGAUAGACUCCAUUAUUCCUGUGGAAUAAGAUGCAUAUUUUUACAUGUUAAUUUUAUUUGAAAUUUCUUGCAAUAUUUUACAGUGUUAGCCUAAUCAGUUUUGUAAAAACCCUCCUUUUUUUAAACAGACAGUUUAAUAGUUAAAUGGUUGAUUAUUGUUCACAAACAGGGUCAUUGAAUAUAAUAUAAUAUAAUAUCUUAUUUCUCAUCUGCUUUCCUCUAAUCCACCAAGGGAUUUGUAAAUGACAUGAUGUGUUUUGAUGGUCAAACAAGAAGAAACUGAAUGUCAAUUCAAGACUCUUUAGAAGAAACCUUUAUUUUGAACUGAAAAGGAAAAAAAUUGGAAGUUUAUAGGAUGAAACUCAUAGAUUCAUGUGCAGCUUUAAGGUUGUAAUCAUCAGUUUACACCUGCUCUGAAACAAUGGAACAGGGCAAGUUGUCUUUUAGCAAC